CAUCAACUGUGGUGGUUUCGAUAUUUUAGACCGUUUGCAUAAUUAUUAUAAAAUUCAACUUAACUUCUUCGUAUUUUAUUUGAUACUUCAUAUCAAUCCAGUUCGAUUUCCCGCUCUAUUUCCUUGGUGGAUUAUAAGGCGUGCAAAAAGAUUGAAGGGAAUGGUAAAGACAUUAAAGACCUUCGAUGCCUUUUCCUACCCCCCUUCCCGCUGACUUCGAAUGGGGGUUUGCCACAGCUUCGUACCAAAUUGAAGGCGCAGUCAAUGAAGAUAACCGGGGGAGGUCAAUCUGGGACACCUUUUGCCAUUUGCAACCGACGCGCACCAAAGGGGCAAACGGAGAUGUCGCGUGCGACCAUUACCAUCGCUAUGAGGAAGAUUUUGACCUCCUCAAAAAAUACGGUGCAAAAGCAUAUCGCUUUUCCAUCUCUUGGUCACGGAUAAUUCCAUUAGGUGGAAGAGAUGAUCCGCUGAACGAGACAGGGAUUGAGUUCUACAACACUCUCAUUGACUCCUUGCUUGGGAGAGGUAUUACUCCCUGGGUGACCCUCUAUCAUUGGGAUUUACCACAGGCUCUGCAUGAUAGAUAUGGCGGGUGGCUGGAUGUAGAAGAGUCGCAGAAGGACUUUGAGCGGUAUGCUAAAAUAUGCUAUGAAAGGUUCGGCGACAGAGUGAAGAACUGGAUUACAUUGAACGAACCAUGGAUCGUGUCAAUUUUCGGAUAUGCCACCGGCGGAAACGCGCCAGGACGGAGUAGCAUUAAUCCACAAUCAUUUCAAGGAAACACCGCGACUGAACCCUGGAUCGUGGGCAGGGCUUUAAUAAUGAGUCACGCUCGAGCGGUUGCUCUAUACAAUAAACAAUUUCGAGAGUCCCAAAAAGGCCAAAUAGGAAUCUCUCUCAAUGGUGAUUAUUACGAGCCGUGGGACGACCAAGAUACGCGGGACAAAGUUGCCGCAGAACGUCGCAUGGAAUUUCACAUCGGAUGGUUUGCUAAUCCAAUAUUUUUGGCACGCGACUACCCGCCUUGCAUGCGAGAGCAACUUGGUGAACGCCUUCCAAUUUUCACGCCCUCAGACUUUUCUAUACUUGAGAAGGCUAAAGUCGACUUUUAUGGGAUGAAUUACUACACUUCCCAAUUUGCUCGCCACCGAGACCAACCGGCACCGGAGACCGAUUUCAUUGGCAAUAUAGAAGAGUUGCAAGGUGACAAGAAUGGCAUCUCUGUUGGGGAGCCGAGUGGUGUUCAUUGGCUUCGUUCCGCGCCACAGCUGUUCCGUAAACAUCUAACUAGGAUUUACCAGAAGUAUGGAAAACCUAUUUAUGUGACAGAAAAUGGAUGUCCCUGUCCAGGAGAAGACGCAAUGACUUGUGACGAAUCUGUGAAUGAUUCGUAUCGAAUUCGUUAUUUCGAAGACCACCUUGAAGCUAUCGCUUUGGCCAACAACGAAGAUGGUACCCAUAUCAAGGGCUAUUUUGCAUGGUCAUUGUUGGAUAAUUUAGAAUGGUCCGAUGGCUAUGGUGUUAGGUUUGGUGUUACUUUCACGGAUUACGUUACACUGAAAAGAACUCCAAAGAAGUCGGCGAUGCUUUUGCAGCAUAUUUUCCACGAGCGAAUGAACUUGCCGACAGCAUCUUAGUCCCAAGUGGUAUAGCAAUGUGCUUCAUUCUGAGAAUUGCCGAAAAUAGCCUAAUAGAUGAAGUUCCGAUAUUUCAUGGUUGAAUAUCUCUUCUAAUACAUUAGAUGAAUCUGUUUGGUAUUACUUUUAAAUUGUUUUUAUCGAUAUUAUAGUGGUUUUCUGAG
Talaromyces proteolyticus is the source of this 1804-nucleotide messenger RNA. RefSeq names its product putative beta-glucosidase. Lineage: Eukaryota; Fungi; Ascomycota; Eurotiomycetes; Eurotiales; Trichocomaceae. Bases 186 to 1640 code for a protein of 484 amino acids. Gene Ontology annotation, molecular function: beta-glucosidase activity. Gene Ontology annotation, biological process: carbohydrate metabolic process. The record is from RefSeq and is a predicted model, not a curated record. The transcript has 4 exons.